CCUUCGACCGCCGCAUGUUCUUGGGAUACUAAAAGCUGCCGACACCAAGCUUGCAACAGUGCAUUGAUUAGAGUACAUACCGAAGCUGGAACAGCAGAGUUGCGAUUAGCCCCGUGGCGCCAUGUACUGGCCAACUUCGCAAAACGAAAAAUGGUUCUGCGGCAUAUUGUUCGUGCAAGGAUUGCUUGUUAUCGUGCUGAAUAUAUACAACCUCGUUCAGUGGCAAUCAUGGGUCAAUCCCAAUGCCACUCAGGUCGCCAUAUCAUAUCAGGUCCCCAUUAACAUAGCACUCAUCAUGUUCGCCGUCGCUUAUGAAUUAUUCCUCGGUCUUGACAUGGUACAUCAUAAGAAUAUCAUCUUGCUUCUAGCCCUUUGCAUUAGCAAUGGAUGUGUACUCGCCUAUUCUGUGAUGCAGUACAUGUCUAUCCAUAUUACCACUUUGACCUUUGGAGAAGACCGCGACUAUUACAAUCAACCAUUGGUGAACUUAUCCAGAGACCUGUGGAAAGAAAUCCAGCCUGCUGAGCUUCUGGUUCCCAUCACUGUCAGUAUAGCGACACUCCUCAUGUGGCCGAUCGCGUAUUGGGUUCACAGAGAAUUUUCUUGGGCUAUAUACCAGUAUGUUCAGGGGAGCCUUCAGAGUCGAAAACAAUAUCGAGGAUAUGAGGCAUAUCUUGUUUUAAUUAAGUUCGACUUCUUUUUCUUGGUGGGCUUCAUCAUUCAGUAUGACCUCAUUGAUGUCCACUUUGAGGAGCCUGAGUACUCCUUGACCUUAGCACUCAUUCCAGCCGCACUGCUGGUAAUGACUAUGGGCACAUAUUUUCUCCGACGUGAAUACAGAAUCCCCACUGUUAUUAUUGCAGUCUGUCGCCUAGGAAUUGCGGCCUAUCUAUUGAGUCGAAUCAUUGUUCUAUGUGGAAAUACUUUGCGCGCCAAUACACCAGGGAAGGAUAUGAUGCUGCUAUUUGCCAUUGUAGCAUUUGUGCUCUCCUGCCUCAUCAUUGUAUGCACGAUAUAUUGCAUACUGAACUUUGAACAUGGUCUCAAGUCGGUGUUUGCCCGGAAGGAUCAAGUUGCUCGGAGGUCUUUCGUGUUCCAGGAGCUUCCGAAUCACACGGACAGUACUCGACAGUCUAGACUCUCCCUUGACUAA
Aspergillus costaricaensis CBS 115574 is the source of this 1153-nucleotide messenger RNA. RefSeq lists its product as uncharacterized. The transcript is spliced from 4 exons. Gene Ontology annotation, cellular component: Golgi apparatus. NCBI's taxonomy places the organism in Eukaryota, Fungi, Ascomycota, Eurotiomycetes, Eurotiales, Aspergillaceae. The record is from RefSeq and is a predicted model, not a curated record. Bases 122 to 1153 code for a protein of 343 amino acids.